UUUUAUUGAUCUAAAAAAAUCUCUCACACCUCUUUAUAUAGAAGAUUAAGAACUUGGAUAACGAUUGUCUCCUAGUUCUUUUUCUCUUACACCAUUCACAUUAAUUCUUCAAUUUAAUAUUACAUUACAAGUUUUUGAAGCUUAUAGACAGCAUCCAUAUGGAUCACCACCAAGCAACAAUAUCAUUUUUUUCAUUCUUACUAACACUUCAUCUAUCAUUUUCAGGGGUAAUUUCGACAACAUUCACGCUAGUUAACAAAUGUGACUACACAGUGUGGCCAGGAAUUCUUUCAAAUGCAGGGGUCCCACCACUUCCAACCACCGGCUUCAUUCUCCAAACCGGCGACUCCACCACCGUCGCCGCACCCACCUCAUGGGGUGGCCGAUUCUGGGGCCGAACCCUCUGUUCCCAAGACUCCACAGGAAAAUUCUCCUGCCUCACCGGCGAUUGUGGAUCCGGCAAAGUCGAAUGCGCCGGUAACGGAGCCGCGCCGCCAGCAACCUUAGCUGAGUUCACUCUAGACGGCUCAGGAGGUCUUGACUUCUAUGACGUUAGUCUCGUCGACGGCUACAACGUGCCUAUGUUAGUGGUCCCUCAAGGUGGCUCCGGCGAUAACUGCACCACCACGGGAUGCAUCGGAGAUCUAAACGGCGCGUGUCCUUCGGAGCUUAGAGUUAUGAGCGUGGAUGGGAAAGAGAGUGUCGCGUGUAAGAGUGCGUGCGAAGCUUUUAAUUCGCCGGAGUAUUGUUGCAGCGGCGCGUAUGGGACACCCGACAGUUGCAAACCUUCUAGUUACUCGGAGUUGUUUAAGAAUGCUUGCCCACGCGCGUAUAGCUACGCGUAUGAUGAUAAAACGAGCACAUUCACUUGUGCGAAUGCAGGAGAUUAUAGUAUCACUUUUUGUCCUUCUCCUACCACAAGCCAGAAGGCAACACAAGGGCAAGACACAAAACAGAACAAUUAUAAUUCUAACUCUGCCUCACCGCAGCAUAACGACAGCACAAUGGUGUAUGAAGGUGGUUUUGAUCAAAGUGAAAUUUCACAUGCCACAUGCACCCAUGUGCUCCAAUCACAAACUAUUGCAGCCAUUAUUAGUGUCACUGUGGCUAUUUGGCGGUUAUGCCAACUCUUGUGAGGAUAUUUUCUAGUGUUUGGCCCAUAACUAUCCAAUAUGAGCCCAAAAAGGAUUAAUGUGGGACCCUCUUUAAAAUUUGACUUAUUUGCUUGAUUAGCAUGAACCAUGUGACUUAAGUAUGGCCCAUUUGGCCUUAAUGACUAGGACAUGACUCAUUUCAAGGGCAUGCAUGCUUGCUUACCAACCGUUUCAACUUUCAUGCCGAUGACCCUACAACCCUUGACAUUUUGUCCUAAAUAUCCUGAGUUUCGGAUACUUGUGGUGGCGUUUCUAUUACAUAUAUUUAAUUUAUGUUAUACCUAACCAACCACAUAUAUUUAUUUAUAUACAUAGGCUAUAGCAAUGUAGAUGACAACUUAGUUAGGGAUAUUUGAGUCUUCUUCUCCACUUUUGAAAUUUAUUCUAGUUAUAAUAUUUUUUAGUCUGUUAUUGAUCACUAGGAAUACUAUUAUUUCAAUUCUUUGUAUCGUGAUAAAUUUCAUUCAUUUAUUGGUUGGAUAAUGUUUUUUAUGUAAUAUUUGGCUACAAUAAGGAAAUGGAAAUUCGUGUAUACUAUGGUGUUCAAUAUAUAUAUAUAUUAUCUGCAA
Cicer arietinum (chickpea) is the source of this 1723-nucleotide messenger RNA. Its product is annotated as thaumatin-like protein 1b. The record is from RefSeq and is a predicted model, not a curated record. NCBI's taxonomy places the organism in Eukaryota, Viridiplantae, Streptophyta, Magnoliopsida, Fabales, Fabaceae.